Messenger RNA from Girardinichthys multiradiatus, 1672 nucleotides. RefSeq names its product fucolectin-7-like. The transcript is spliced from 6 exons. NCBI's taxonomy places the organism in Eukaryota, Metazoa, Chordata, Actinopteri, Cyprinodontiformes, Goodeidae. Bases 156 to 1100 code for a protein of 314 amino acids. The record is from RefSeq and is a predicted model, not a curated record.
GCAAAGCGAAUAUAGUAGGAGUUGACUCCACUUUGAGAUUUGAUUGGACAACAUUUGAGUUUUACGUGACUCAAAAAGAUGAGUAAAGGACUUAGCAGUUGCUUAAAGGCGAAUCCUUGACAUCAAACACCAAAACCACCAAAAAACCAAGAAUCAUGAGGCACGCUGUAUCAUUUCAUUUGCUGCUCCUCCUGCCAAUGUACUCGGCUUACACUUACCAAAAUGUGGCUUUACGUGGCAAAGCUACACAGUCUACUCGCUACAAAGGGGAGUGGGAUAGUUUUGUGGAUGCCUACAAUGCUAUUGAUGGAAACCGAAACGGUGAUCUUAAACAAGGAUCAUGCACCCACACUACAGUUGAAGCCAACCCCUGGUUGAGAGUGGACCUACUAGACUUGUAUAUAGUCACCCAGAUCAUCAUUACCAACAGAGGAGAUUGCUGUGAGGAGCAGAUCAAUGGUGCAGAGGUUCGUGUCGGAAGUUCUUUACGAGACCAAGGCUCUGCAAACCCUCUGGUUGCUACAAUUCCUGCCAUUGCAGCUGGAAGCUCUUACACAAUAAAUAUGACUCAUAGUGUGGAAGGACGUUAUGUGAUCGUUGUAAUACCUGGUUUGAACAAGUUUCUAACAAUCUGUGAAGUGGAGGUCUAUGGGUACCGUGCCCCAACUGAAGAAAAUGUUGCAGUUUAUGGAAAAGCUUCACAGUCAACAGUUUAUCCUGGAGCCAUUGCCUACUACGCUAUAGACGGGUAUCGUGAAGGCCGCUUUAGCCAAGGUUCCUGCAGUGCCACAAAUAAUGACUUUAACCCCUGGUGGAGACUGGACCUUGGGAGAACCCAUAAAGUGUUCUCUAUUAACGUAACCAACCGAGUAGAAGUACCCACUCGAAUUAAUGGAGCUGAAAUUCGUAUUGGAGAUUCCCUUGAUAAUAACGGAAAUAACAAUCCCAGGUGCGCUGUGAUCUCAACCAUCUCUCCAGGUUUUACUGAAACCUUUCAGUGCAAUGGCAUGAACGGUCGAUUCAUCAACAUUGUCAUACCUGGAAGAAAUGAGUAUCUCACUCUGUGUGAGGUGGAAGUCUAUGCAUCCAGAUUGGAUUAAAUUUAAAGAUGCAAAAAUAUGUCACAAAUGAGACUUUGAAUGGAGCCGAAUGCAGACAGUUGCAUGAGCUCCAGAUGUCUUUCUCAGCUAAAGCUUCUAGGUUUUCAUGACCCCACUGUGGUGUCUUAAAAGUUAAAGAUGGAGGAUCAAAUCAGACCACUAAAGGGUGUAAAAACCUUAUGAAAAAUUGAUUGGAUUAAAGACUAAAAUAAAAUAUGCUAUUGGGACAGCAGUUCUGGGCCGGGGUAAACUGAUAGAUCAUUUAAUGCAUGCUGGAUCUGAUUCUGAAGAAUAACUUGAAACUACAGAAAAGGAGCAAAAAUUUAUUUUAGUCAAAUAAAAACAAGACAUAGUUAAAAUGUCAACUCCAACUCUGGACAACAUCGUCUGUCAGACUCAUUGCUUUAUGAUGAAAUAAUAUUAAUCUUAGUCUCUUGUUUUUUAGGGAGUAUUAUGGAUGAUCAUAUCUGCAUACAUAUGUCUCAGAUUGUUCAUUUAUUUUGUAGUUUGACUAAUCUGCAACCUGCUCUGUGUUUCUUUAUUAAAUCUUGAUAAUUAUGACAAGUCUAAAA